AUGACUGGACGAGUGGCAUUCGUGACUGGAGCCAAUGGCAUUAGCGGAAACGCCAUCAUAGAGGAACUCAUCCGUUCAAAGAAGGAGGAAUGGUCCAAAAUCGUGGUCACGUCCAGGAAGCCCCUUUUGUACUGUUGGCAAGAUCCUCGUAUCGAGUUUGUUGCCGUGGACUUCUUGAAGCCACUGGACAGCAUUAUCAAGAAGCUCAGUCCAGUCUGCAAAGACGUCACGCAUGCGUACUUCACGUCGUACGUCCACGUCGCCAGCUUCAACAGCCUUCGUGAUGAAAAUGUGCCACUCUUUGAGAAUUUUCUGCAAGCGAUAGAUAAUGUGGCACCCAAAUUGCAGCGGGUAUGCCUUCAAACGGGUAAUAAGCAUUAUGGAGUUCACUUGGGCCCGGUCCCACUUCCGGUCAACGAGUCUCUUGGGCGGUUGGACAAGUCCGGCACAAACUUCUAUUACGAGCAAGAAGACAUCCUAUUUGAGCUCGCGGCAAAGCGACCAUGGUCCUACAAUAUCGUGCGACCUCAUGCCAUUGUGGGCUACGCUCCUGGAGCAAAUGGCAUGUCUCAAGCGACCACUGCCGCCAUCUACUUUCUGAUCUGCCGGGAACUGGGCGAAGAGCCCAAGUUCCCAGGAAACAAGAUAAUCUACAACUCCCUGGAUGACAGCUCUUCUGCAACCAGCCUGGCGGAUCUGACAUUAUUCGUCACGACGGAGGAGCGAGCCAAGAACGAAGACUUCGUACACACCAACGGCGAUGUCUAUAUGUGGCGUUAUUUCUGGCCGUUUCUCGCCUCGUAUUUUGGUCUAGAGGUCCCAACCACACAGUUCAGCACAGCUAAGGCCGCUACGGAGACCUAUGAAAAUGAAGUCCUUCUGGUCGAAUGGGCCAAGGACAAGAGGCCUGUCUGGGACAGAAUAUGUGCUAAGUAUGGCGGUAAGCCAGAGGCUUUCGACUGGGGCACAUGGCAGUUCUUUGAGUGGUCCUUGGGUAAGAGGUGGCCCACGAUUGCGAGCAAUGCCAAAGCGCACUGGGUUCUUCCUCUCGUGAAACCGGUGGCACAGGUACAGUUCACAUCACACGAGAACCUUCGCUUACAUCUACUAAGCCCCAGGUGA
Molecule: messenger RNA, 1122 nt
Organism: Diaporthe batatas
Lineage: Eukaryota; Fungi; Ascomycota; Sordariomycetes; Diaporthales; Diaporthaceae
Exons: 6
Coding region: 1-1122 (373 amino acids)
Source: RefSeq, a predicted model, not a curated record